Eriocheir sinensis (Chinese mitten crab) is the source of this 1040-nucleotide messenger RNA. Its product is annotated as peptidyl-prolyl cis-trans isomerase-like. Gene Ontology annotation, molecular function: peptidyl-prolyl cis-trans isomerase activity. Gene Ontology annotation, biological process: protein folding; protein peptidyl-prolyl isomerization. The transcript has 3 exons. The coding region runs from base 126 to 713 and encodes 195 amino acids. NCBI's taxonomy places the organism in Eukaryota, Metazoa, Arthropoda, Malacostraca, Decapoda, Varunidae. The record is from RefSeq and is a predicted model, not a curated record.
CUUGUGCUGCUGCUGCUGCCUUUCACGGGAGCUGCCGGGGACUGGGAGAAAUCUCAAGCCAUCUGUGAUAUCAAGAUCAAGAUCAAGCCUUACGAGUGUGGCCGCGGUCUUCUUCACCUCCUGCCAUGCUCCGCUCGCCCCUCGUCCGCCUGCUGGGCUCCGGCGUGGCCCUCUCGGCGGCCUCGGCCCUCGGGGUGUCCUCCAGGGCACAGUCCACGCUGCCUAAAGUGUACUUCGACGUGGAGGCCAACGGCAAGCCCCUGGGCCGGGUGGUGAUGGAGUUGCGGUCUGAUGUGGUCCCCAAGACGGCAGAAAACUUCCGGCAGCUGUGCACAGGGGAGCAAGGGUUUGGCUUCAAGGGCUCCAUCUUCCACCGCAUCAUCCCGGGCUUCAUGUGCCAAGGGGGGGACUUCACACGUGGCAAUGGCACUGGAGGAAAGUCCAUAUAUGGAGAAAAAUUCAGGGAUGAGAACUUCAAGCUGGAACACACGGAUCCUGGCAUUUUAUCCAUGGCAAAUGCAGGACCCCAUACAAAUGGUUCACAAUUUUUCCUCACUACUGUCCCAUGCCCAUGGUUAGAUGGUAAGCAUGUUGUAUUUGGUAAAGUGGUCGAUGGCAUGGAUGUUGUGAAGGCACUGGAGGGCCAUGGUUCCCGUUCUGGGCGACCGUCAAAAACUGUUGUUAUAGCUGAUUGUAAUGAGCUAAAGGAGUGAAUGAACCACUGCACAAUGGACAAAUAAGUAAACCAAGGGCCCAAUGUGAAUUCCUAAACUGAAAAAGAAAAGUUUAUUUUUAAACUAUCGUGUCAAUGGCCCUCUUUGUUUCAAAUCUUAUUUAAAAAAAAAACACUAUUGUUUACUGUUAUAUCACAAUGUACAUAUAUAAUUUAUAAUUAAUAGGAUGAGGGCAUUCGACAGUGUUAGAAUUCAUUUUUUGUAUUUUAUAGAGCUGAAUAUAAAAUGUACAUUUUAAGCAUUUUUAUAAUUCUGUAUAUACAAUGUAUAAUUACAUUUCAAGUAAAAAUAAAUAAAAAAAACCUA